Messenger RNA from Cyanidioschyzon merolae strain 10D, 723 nucleotides. Its product is annotated as similar to 4-hydroxybenzoyl-CoA thioesterase. The coding region runs from base 1 to 723 and encodes 240 amino acids. Gene Ontology annotation, molecular function: fatty acyl-CoA hydrolase activity. Lineage: Eukaryota; Rhodophyta; Bangiophyceae; Cyanidiales; Cyanidiaceae. The transcript has a single exon. The record is from RefSeq and is a predicted model, not a curated record.
AUGUUUGUUAGUGGUUGCAAGUUUUGGUGGUGUUCCUUGACGGAUGCGCGCGCCAGGUCAACAACAGAGUGGUCGAUGCCGGUGCGCUGGCGAGCGUCUACGUCGGAGCGGACCCGCAGCCGCACCUCAGCCGGGGACCUGAAUGCUAUAGAGCGACGACGCUUUUUCACCCCUGUGUGGUCUUUUAGGACAGCUGUUACCUCGUGUAUGGCUUUGGACGAAACAACACCUACCCAGAGGGAACGACGCGAGAGCAGCGGAGCGCAUCGACUGGACGGCUGGUUUGCGCUGCGGAAACGGGUACUGCCUCGGGACACGGACUACGCUGGUGUGGUAUGGCACGGUCGUUACGUGGACUGGUUAGAGGAGGCGCGAGUGGAGUUUCUAGCUGCGCGCGGCUUUACAUACGAACAGCUGGUGCGGGAGUGUCAGUGCGAAACACCUGUGAUUCAGCUGUCGCUGAGCUACAAACGGCCAGUGCGGUUUGGUGAAGUCGCCGACGUUCUUCUCCGAGUCUGCCCGAGACAGCGAACGAGUGUGCGUAUUAUUUUCGAGUGCCGCAUCGUUGCGGCAGCGGCGACAGUUGUCUUACCUGAAAACGAACAAACGCCUGUCGGCACCGUUUAUGUUGACGGACGCGUCGAACUGACGAUCGUGGAUCGCAACACCGGGCGGGUAUUACGGAAACUCCCGCCCCAGCUGGAGAAGUCGCUUUACGGCUAG